Molecule: messenger RNA, 2456 nt
Organism: Carassius auratus (goldfish)
Lineage: Eukaryota; Metazoa; Chordata; Actinopteri; Cypriniformes; Cyprinidae
Product: glypican-1-like
Exons: 9
Coding region: 288-1928 (546 amino acids)
Biological process (GO): regulation of protein localization to membrane; cell migration; negative regulation of fibroblast growth factor receptor signaling pathway
Cellular component (GO): cell surface; synapse; extracellular region
Molecular function (GO): fibroblast growth factor binding
Source: RefSeq, a predicted model, not a curated record
UUCCUACAACAGUGUUUACUGUUCAUACUAUACUAGCUAGCAUACUUAGAGAGAUAUUAUUAAUUAUGCAUUAGUGCGUAAAGACAUGAGCACCAGAAACAGGUCGCCACCGGGCUGAUCAAUAACACACAUCCUCUUUCAUUAGGUUUACGUGUUCCCUAAACAAGUGGAUUUUAUCCUCUAUCCUGCUGUUGUAGAGAGAGUCGGGUGUGUUUUAUUUAAGUCUAGCGCAUCAGCGUCAGUGGACUUCAUCCUCCUCUCCAUCUCAGUCUCUGGAUCGGGACCCAAUGGAUCUGACAGCGGUCGCGCUGCUCGUGUCGCUCAUCUCCGUGACUCUGUCUGCGGGUGAAGCGGGCGCUAAAAAGCGGAGCUGCGCGGACAUGCGCCAGUUCUACACCGGCAAAGGCUUCACGUUAAAAGGCGUCCCGGGGACCGAGAUAUCAGGCGAAAAUCUCAGCAUCUGCCCAAAUGUUAACACCUGCUGCACCAUUAAAAUGGAGGAGAGACUGUCGGAUCUGAGCCACAAUGAGUUUGAAGGCCUGGUUAGGGAAGCAGGACACUCCAUUCAAGCCUCACUCAAUGCCAUGUACAGGACCUUCAACACAUAUUUUCUGGAACUCUUAAAUGGCUCUGAAAGGUGGUUAGAGGAGACCUUUGUAGCCUCUUUGGGGGAUUUGUAUCAGCCUAAUGCGGGAGUAUUUCAUGACCUUUACGCUGACCUCCAUCGAUAUUACGAUGGUACCUCCCUGAACCUCGAAGAGGUCUUGGACGAUUUCUGGAUGAAGCUACUGGAGCGUCUUCUGAAGGCAUCUGACCCUGAGACCGCCUCCUUGCUCUCUGACGACUUCCUGGAGUGUGCCUCCAAGCAGACUGAAACCCUGCAUCCAUUUGGAGAUGCUCCACUGGAGCUGAAGACCAAGCUCGUGCAGGCAUUCAUCUCUGUUCGGGCAUUUGUCCAGGGCCUUACUGUGGCCGGAGAGGUUGUACAGAAGGCAUCUCAGGUUCCUUUGAGCGAGGAGUGUAGUCAUGCCAUUAUUAAACUGAUGUACUGCCCUCAUUGCCAAGGUCUGGGAUCAGUCAAACCUUGCGUCAACUACUGCAAGAACGUCAUGAAGGGUUGCUUUGCUAAUCAGGCUGACCUGGACACUGAGUGGCAGAGCCUUAUAGAAACCAUGAUACAGGUGGCCUCCAGCUUUGGUGCUGAGCCCAGUAUGGACACGGUGAUCUAUUCAAUUCCUGUGCGAAUCUCAGAGGCUGUUCUCACCCUGCAGGAGAACAUGGAGAUCUAUACCAGCAAGGUUUUCAAGGCCUGUGGGGACAGUGGUGAGGAAGGAACACCGAGUUCAAUAUCUGAGGAGCCGAAAAAGAAAGGAAGUACAGUUACUGCCCUGGAUUACAAACCCAGCCCAAAAUCUGCAGCAAGACUGGAGGUGCAGGUCACAGACGUGUCCAAUAAACUUGAGGAAAUGCAGAAUUACUGGAUUCAACUCCCUUCGGCUCUGUGCAGAGGUAGAACAGUAUCUUCAACCAGCAGUGACAAUUGCUGGAACGGCAACACAAAAGACAGAUACCUCCAAGAGGUCGUAGGAGAUGGACUGGCCUAUCAGUUUGACAACCCAGAGGUAGAGAUCGACAUCACCAUGCCAGACAGGACUAUACGUCAACAGAUCAUGCUGCUGAAGAUCAUGUCAAAUCGCCUGAAAAACGCACUCAAUGGCAACGAUGUAGAUUUCCAAGACACAAGUGAUGGUUUCAGUGGUUCAGGAAGCGGCUUGUGUGCGGACUACCUGUGUGAUACACCUCCAGUCAUUGGGACGAAAAUUGUCAGACUCCUUGAAAACAAAAGAGUCAUUGGAUCCGGGAACCAGAUUCAGCCUUCCAUCAUCUUACUGGUUCUGUUACUCGCGACUCUACUGCUGAGACGAUAAUGGAGACACUAAAUUGAACUUUGGGAUCUGAGUCAGGAAAGCGAUAUAUGACAAGGAAUGUUUCAAAAGAAUAGAUAAACAUUUUAAAAGGUACGCAUAAAAAUUGCCAAAAGAAAAAAAAGGAACCUUUUGAGGGAAUGGACAUUUUAAUUCCUCAUAAAUAUGACAAGAAUAGGUGAAAAAGGAAGUUUGUUUCUGUGUAUUUUUAUGUUUUGUAAUAUACAUCAGAUUUAAGAGCUGACUUGUUACAUCAAUUGAUAUCUUGCUCUCUUUUUUUUACCUUUGAAUGUAAAAAAAUGAAUUGAAAUACAGAAUUGCUAAAUAUCUGAUGAAUUACCGUAAUUCCUCAAAUAAAAACCGGUAGUCAAAUAAACGCCAGGCCUCUGAUAGUGGCCGGGGGCGUGGUCAACACGGACAAAUAAAGGCUGGGGGAAAUUUUGUGCUGCAGAGCCAGAUAAUGAACGUACAUGCCCACUGCCGGAGCGUUUCACGUUCUCGAGUCAAGAACCGGUUGCAUCGGUUUUCGGA